Molecule: messenger RNA, 1284 nt
Organism: Olea europaea var. sylvestris
Lineage: Eukaryota; Viridiplantae; Streptophyta; Magnoliopsida; Lamiales; Oleaceae
Product: transcription factor BHLH089-like
Exons: 6
Coding region: 296-976 (226 amino acids)
Biological process (GO): regulation of DNA-templated transcription
Cellular component (GO): nucleus
Molecular function (GO): DNA-binding transcription factor activity; protein dimerization activity
Source: RefSeq, a predicted model, not a curated record
ACACUGAUCGUUGGAUGCUCCGAGAAAAGCUCACUAAGUCACUUCUUUUCAACUCCCAAUAAUGAGUCUCUCUUCCUCUCUCUAGAAUGAACCAGUAGUGAUAGAAUGGUGUUGGUGGCUAGUGUACUCCAGUUGGUAUAGUACGCACCACCCAACAUCCUCCACUGUUUGGAAGGAGAUCUAUACUCCCCUGUCCCCCAUCCACCUAUACAUACACUUUCAUAUUUAUCGAUCAAUACACACAUUUCUGUAAUUACAUGAUCACUUCAUUACUAUAAUUGGGGCCGGGUUUCGGAUGGAUCCGACGAUAAAUGAUGGCGGAAGAGGAAUGUACGGCUAUGCGGAGACGUGGCCGGCGUUUGUUGAUGCGACGUCGUAUGGAAAUGUGGGUAUGGAUCUAAUGGUGACGGACCAGAGAUCGAAUCAUAAUUCGAGAAAGCGGCGCGACGAGGAAGAGUGUGUUAAAGGAGCUUCAAGUAGCAACAGCGAUGGAAAUACUAGCAAUAAUGCCUUGAAUGAAGGAGGCAACAAAAGGUUAAAGACAGUGAGAUCAAAUGAGAAUUGUGAAAAUAAAGCAGAGGUAGAAGGGAAUUCAGGCAUGGAGGGAGAGAUGCCUACAAAACUGGCUGAACCUCCAAAGCAAGACUACAUCCAUGUUCGUGCUAGAAGAGGUCAAGCCACUGAUAGUCACAGUUUAGCUGAAAGAGCAAGGAGAGAAAAAAUAAAUGAUAGGAUGAAAAUUCUCCAAGAUCUAGUCCCUGGCUGUAAUAAAGUUAAUGGCAAAUCACUAGUCCUUGAUGAAAUAAUUAAUUAUAUCCAGUCUUUGCAACGUCAAGUUGAGUUUCUCUCCAUGAAGCUUGAAGCAGUAAAUGAAAGAGUGAACCCUGGCAUCGAAGGAUUUCCUUUGAAAGAAUUUGCUCAGCACGCCUUUGAUUCUCUGGGCAUGACAUUUGGUUCACAAACUCAGAGGGAAUAGGAUAGGGGUGCAUCGCCAGAAUGGUUACAUAUGCAGAUUGGCGGCUGGUUUGAAAGAGCAUCAUGAGUUAAUAAAUUCUAAUUAAUUUCCAAUAUAAGCAUUGAGAACGCUAAAUAUGUUCCUUCAUUCACUGCAUAAUUAUACUCAUUUCUUAAAUCAGAAAUAUAUCGUAUUUCCAUUUUUAUCUGGUUUUUGCUUUUGUAUCGGAACAUUCUCCCUUUCCGUAUGAAAAAAUGGAUACAUAUUGUAACGUGCUUCAUUUUCUUUGUCCGGUAUGGAAAAAUAAUUCCUCCGUGGUUUGUUUGGUA